AUGUCAUCAAGUAAUUUAAAUCAAAAUUCAACAUCUUCUGAACCAAAUUAUGGAGUUCUUGAGAUGUUAAUCAAGAAAUUAGAUCAACUUGAAAUUUUAUUAUUAGAACAAAAUAAAGAAAUUAUUAAUUUAAAAAAAAAAGUUAAAAAACUUAAAAAAAAAUCUGUUAAUGAUAAUGAAAAACAACAAAAAUAUGAUAAAGAAUUAGAUGAACUUAAUAAUAAAGAAAAAUCUGCAACUGAAUUUAUCAAAGUUUUUCCAGUUAUAGGUGGUGCUGUUGGUGGUUUAUUAGCUGUAGGUAUUGGAUAUAGUAGUAUUAAUGAACGUAUAAAAGAGAUAAAAACUUGGAUUGAUAGUACUAAACACUAUAGUUUAUCUGGAGUUUUUAAUUGUUUACGUAUAGAUUUUCUUAAAUUAAUUGAAGAAAGAAAAUAUAUAAUAAAAAAAUUAGAUGAUAUGGAAUCAAAUGUUGAUAAUUUACUUGAACAAAAUACUGAAUAUGAGAAUAUAAUUACAGAUUCAAUGGAAUUAUAUAAUGCAGUUUUACAAAAUUUAGAAAUAGAUUAUGAACCUAGUAGUUUAAUUGAUGGUUUAAAAAGACUUAAAGAAUAUAGUAAGAUUGUUAAUUAUCCUGAAUGA
This is a messenger RNA of Cetraspora pellucida, 639 nucleotides long. The record is from the annotation of a GenBank genome assembly. NCBI's taxonomy places the organism in Eukaryota, Fungi, Glomeromycota, Glomeromycetes, Diversisporales, Gigasporaceae.